This is a messenger RNA of Mesitornis unicolor (brown roatelo), 964 nucleotides long. RefSeq names its product polymerase (DNA directed), epsilon 2, accessory subunit (gene POLE2). The annotation marks the transcript as partial. The record is from RefSeq and is a predicted model, not a curated record. Gene Ontology annotation, cellular component: epsilon DNA polymerase complex. Gene Ontology annotation, molecular function: DNA binding. NCBI's taxonomy places the organism in Eukaryota, Metazoa, Chordata, Aves, Mesitornithiformes, Mesitornithidae. Gene Ontology annotation, biological process: error-prone translesion synthesis; DNA-templated DNA replication. The transcript has 11 exons.
CUAAAGUAUCUUACCGAAGCUUUUCAGUCCGUCAGUGAAGUAGAACUCGACAACAUAAUUGAAAAUGUCAUUGAUGCCGUUGAAAAACAGCCUUUGUCAUCCAAUAUGAUCGAACAAGCCACAGUGGAAGCAGCCGUCCAAGAGUGCAGCCAGGGAUCGGAUGAAACCAUAGAAAAUGUUUUCAACAUUAUUGGAGCCUUCGAUAUUCCACGUUAUAUUUAUAAUUCAGAGAGAAAGAAGUUUCUACCUCUGUCAAUGACCAACUUUCCUGUACCCAAUUUAUUCGGAACUGCCAGAGAUAAAGCGGAGUUGUUUCGUGAGCGCUACUCCAUCUUACAGCAGAGGACUCACAGACAUGAGCUGUUCACUCCUGCAGCCAUCGCUGCUCAUCCUGAUGACAGCGGGAGCAAAUUCCAGCUUAAAACAAUAGAAACUCUGUUGGGCAAUACGGCUAAAGUGGGAGAAGUGAUUGUGCUUGGGAUGAUAACUCAGCUGAAGGAGGGGAAGUUUUUCCUAGAAGACCCUACAGGAGUCGUCCAGAUAGACCUUAGUAAAGCCCAGUUCCACAGUGGUUUAUAUACUGAGUCGUGCUUUGUUCUGGCAGAAGGUUGGUAUGAAGAUGAGGUUUUUCAUGUGAAAGCUUUUGGAUUUCCGCCUACUGAGCCUUCUGCUACCACAAGAGCCUUCUAUGGGAACAUCAACUUCUUUGGAGGGCCUUCUUCAGCUUCAGUCAAGGCUUCUGCAAAACUAAAGCAGCUGGAGGAUGAAAAUGAAGAUGCCAUGUUUGUGUUUCUUUCUGAUGUGUGGCUGGACCAAGCAGAAGUACUGGAAAAGCUUCACACCAUGUUUUCGGGUUAUUCCUCGGCACCCCCAACCUGCUUUUUCUUUUGUGGAAAUUUCUCAUCUGCGCCAUAUGGAAAAAAUCAAAUCCAGUCACUGAAAGGUAAGGAAGCCUUUGCAUACA